CCUCAUCCUCAUCCUAGAAUCAAUAUUGUUCUCUCUCUCUCUCUAUACCCACAGACCUAGAAGUCUCGCGGCCCAACACAUACUCUCUCCUACUAAUCAUCUUCCUCUCCUAAAAACUCAUCCAACAUGAGCAACGUCGAAAUCCCAACCGAGCAGUGGGCUCAGGUGGUCGAGAAGACCGGCGGUCCCGUCGUCUACAAGAAGAUCCCCGUUGGCAAGCCCGGCCCAGAUGAGGUCCUCGUCAACGUCAAGUAUUCCGGUGUCUGCCACACCGAUCUGCACGCCAUGCUGGGCGACUGGCCCCUGCCCGUAAAGCUGCCCCUGGUCGGCGGCCACGAGGGUGCGGGUGUCGUCGUCGACCGCGGAGAGCUGGUGCACGACGUCCAGAUUGGUGACCACGUCGGCAUCAAGUGGCUUAACGGCUCCUGCCUGUCCUGCUCGUUCUGCAUGACCGCCGACGAGCCCCUCUGCGCCGAGGCCUCCCUCUCUGGCUACACUGUCGAUGGCUCCUUCCAGCAGUAUGCCGUCGCCAAGGCUGCUCACGUUGCCCGCAUCUCCAAGAACGUCUCGCUCGAGGCUGUCGCACCCGUCCUGUGCGCGGGUAUCACCGUCUACAAGGGCAUCAAGGAGUCAGGCGUGCGACCCGGCCAGUGGAUUGCCAUUGCCGGCGCCGGUGGUGGUCUCGGCAACAUGGCCCUGCAAUACUGCAAGGCCAUGGGUAUCCAUACGGUCGCCAUCGACGGCGGCGAGGAGAAGAAGGAGGCCACCGCCGCCCUCGGCGCCAGCGCCUACGUCGACUUCUUCACCUCCAAGGACCUUGUCGCCGACGUCAAGGCUGCCACCCCCGACGGUCUGGGCCCCCACGCCGCCAUCCUGCUCGCCGUCUCCGAGAAGCCCUUCCAGCAGGCCGCCGACUACGUCCGCCCCCGCGGUACCGUCGUGUGCAUCGGCCUGCCUGCCAAUGCCCGCAUUUCCGCCCCCGUCUUUGAGACGGUUGUCCGCAUGAUCUCCAUCAAGGGCAGCUACGUCGGCAACAGACAGGACACCCAGGAGGCCCUUGACUUUUACGAGCGUGGCCUGAUCAAGGCCCCCUACAAGACCAUCGGCCUGAGCGAGCUGCAGAGCGUCUACGACCUCAUGCAUGCGGGCAAGGUGGUGGGCCGCUACGUGGUCGACACCAGCCGAUAGAGAAAUAAACUCGAUAGUGGUUUUGUGUUUGUGAGGAGGAACACCAAGAAGAAAGAAACUAAGAAACGGCAAAAGGGCUGCGAUCAAUGAAUGCAUGGAGUUUUGGGUCAGCGGUGUGUGGCUUUGGCAGGACGGCUUGACUUUAUUUUCGAUUUAUAUAACAAUGAAAAUGAUUAACCGAGAAUUGACUAC
Molecule: messenger RNA, 1380 nt
Organism: Cryphonectria parasitica EP155
Lineage: Eukaryota; Fungi; Ascomycota; Sordariomycetes; Diaporthales; Cryphonectriaceae
Exons: 2
Coding region: 127-1188 (353 amino acids)
Molecular function (GO): oxidoreductase activity; zinc ion binding
Source: RefSeq, a predicted model, not a curated record